Molecule: messenger RNA, 2758 nt
Organism: Metopolophium dirhodum (rose-grain aphid)
Lineage: Eukaryota; Metazoa; Arthropoda; Insecta; Hemiptera; Aphididae
Product: ninjurin-A-like
Exons: 4
Coding region: 264-851 (195 amino acids)
Biological process (GO): tissue regeneration; cell adhesion
Cellular component (GO): membrane
Source: RefSeq, a predicted model, not a curated record
GCGGUUUUGCGCAGUUUGACGAACCCGUUCGUAUACAGCGUCCGUGCUGUAAACAUGUUUCGUAAUAAUAAACGACUUUAGAAUAUUUUAGUAAAACGUUUUUUCUAAUUAUUAUUCGUUCGUUUGUAUUUUUUAUUUUUUCGUCUUCACCACCACCGACAACACGUUAGCGGCAAUAACAGUAAUUUGUCCCCAAAAGUUUGGCAUCGCUAUCUGAACGUUAAACACGACAAGCGAUCGUAAAUCAGAAAAGUUCAUAGAUCAUGGAAAAAUCAGUUUUAAAACAAUUUCGAAUACCUGAAAGUAACACAAAUCAGAAAGAAGAGAACGUUAUGGAACCGACUGGUUCUCCAAAUCACCCUGAAAUACAAAAAAAUAUCAAUGGUUUAUCCGAUCCUCCGAGCGCAGGGAAGGGUAAUUCCUCGACACAAAUUGUUCAACCCACUGAAGACAACGAACUAAUUAUAAAUAACAAAAAUGGAGUUUUUGACAAUUUACUUGGAGACUCCGAUGACGACACUUUGAAAGCUUUUGAUUUGUAUAGAAAAAAGAAACUUUUAACUCAAAGCAUGAUGGACAUUGCGUUGUUUUCCGCAAACGCCAAUCAGUUGAGGCAUGUCAUGGAGACAUUUGAUGGCCAAUAUAUUUCGUUAAUUUGUGUAGUACUUUUAUCGUUGAGUAUAAUCUUGCAAAUUUUGGUUGGCAUAACUAUGCUUUUGAGUAUUCGGUACAAUGUAACUAAUUGCGAAGAGCGAAAGAUGGCAUUCACGUACGGAAACUAUGUUAUUGUCGGCAUAUUCCUCAUAACUGUUGUUAAUAUUUUAAUAUCUGCAUUUGGAAAACCAGCGUGACCGUACUCAUAUAAAUACAUAUUAUUAUGGGUGUAAUAGCUAAUCAUUUUUUUUUGGGGGGGGGGAAUAAAACCCACCCCUUAUUUGCGCAAUUUGUGCCAAUGUAUAUAUACAACAUAUCAUUAUUAUGCGGUAUACCAUAUUAUACGUGCAUAUUAACGAAUACAAAAUUAAAUUUAAUCGUAUCAAUUUGACUUUUGCUAAUAUUUAAAAUUAAAAAUAAAAUGUAUUUAUUUGAAAAUCAGCUCAUUAUACCUACUUAUUGACUGCUAUACUCCUAGAUGGCGAAUACUUGAUUGAAUUAUGAAACUAGUAACUACCACAGAUACUGCCACACGAUAUGGAUGAUGAACAUAAUAAUAUUAAUAUAUUAUAUUAAUCCACACAUAAUAUCUCAAUAUCUGUAUUCACGAUUAAAAUUUGUCACUGCCAUUUAUUUAUGUAUCGGUUAUUAAACUUGCCAUAGUGAAAUACAUUUAAUAAGGAUAUUAUAAAAUAUUAUAUAUAUGAACCUACAAUAUAAUUUUUUUUUGUACACAUUAUAAAGUUACGGGUGCUAACAAUUAGUAUAAUUAGUGAUUAAUAAUUUUAUUUUAUUUUUCUAAAAAAAAAAUGUAUAUUAUACAAAUAAAAUAAAAUAUAUUUUAAAUGUUAUUUUAACACUAGCCAAAUUUAUGAAUUAUAUAUUUUGGCUUAUUCAUAAAAUUAUACAUGUAAUUUAAAUUAUUUGAUAUUAUAUAAUAUUUACAAUAUAUAAAUGUCUUAAGUGAGUACCUAAUACACUUUGUACACAAUGCAAAAGCUAUAAUGUUAUACUAAAUACAAUAUUUUUUAAAAGUAAUACUUGAAGAAUAUUACCGUGAAUAAUAUUGAUUAUAAGGCUGGGAAUCAACUACUUAAUUUAUUGUUUACAUUUUUAUUUAAUAUUGAUAACGGAUUACUUAUAUUUAUCACGCACUGAUUUACUUAUAAUUUCAUAAGUUACUUUUUUGUGUUAAUUUCGAAUUCAUUCCAGUUAGAGAUGUAAGCUUGAAAAUUAUUUUUUUCAUUGAAAUUUUCUGAAAAUUUUUAGCUAGCUACAUUGAAAAUUUUCAAUGACUGAAAUUUGCGGUUUUCGUAAUAAAUAAUAAUAAUAAUAACUGUGAUAAUAACGAUAGUGAUAACUGAUAAAUGAUAAUAUACCGACUAUUUCUAUUUAUAGUUCUAUUUGUGGGUAUGUUUGUUGUUUAUUGUAAGUGAUUACUGAUUACCAGAUAAUUAGCCAGUAUGGAUAAAAGCGUGAAUUGUGAAUAAACUUAGAUGUUGUGUAGUGUACAUGUUUGAUUAAAUUCGUAUUUAUCUGUUACAUUAUUAUUUAAUUAAUAACAUGGGUAAAAAUUAAAAAGUGCGCUGUUUCAUUUUACUCAGGAAACUAACCAAGUUGGUGAUAUAGGUAGUAGAAAAGAGAUGUACAUUUGUAACUAUUGCAAAUGGAAAACAGUUAUAAAUUUUACUAGGAUGUUUGAACAUUUAUUAAAAAAAAUGUUCAAAAUGUCCACCAAUUGUUACGCAAACAUCGGGUCUAAGUCAAUUAACACAUGUACGUAGAAAUUCAGACUCUGACUCCGAUUCAGUAAAUAUAACCACAUCAUCCGUUCAAACAAAAGUACCAAUGAAUAUAAUGAAAUUUGUGAAUUCAAUCAUUAACCGGGUAAGGUUAAGAGUUAAGAUGGUAAUUUAUAAUAUUGAGACCUGAGGGUAUUAAAUAUUUUUAGAUUGUGAUAGACCAACAUUUUGCCAGAGCAAUUUACUCAAGUGGUACACCAUUUCAUGCAGUUGAAAAUGAACACUGGCAAUUAUUUUUCAAUAAAAUCUGUCCAGCUUGGAAAAUUCCGUCACGUUAUGUUAUUUUAAACAAUUAUCUUGAA